UUAAUUUUGAAAUAUUGUACCUAUUUGAAAAUGAGUUUAGAAAAUUUAAAAUUAAUAGUGUUUGAUUUAGAUUACACAUUGUGGCCGUUUUGGGUAGAUACACAUGUUUCACCUCCAUUUAAAAAAGCACCAGAUGGUAAGGUUGUGGAUUCUCGCAAUAAACACAUUCAGUGUUACCCAGAGGUGCCGGAAAUUUUAAAACGAUUAUAUGGAGAAGGUUACAUUUUAGCAGUGGCUUCGAGAACAUCAGAAAUCCAAGGCGCUAGACAGUUGAUAAAUUUAUUCGAAUGGAAUAAAUAUUUUACGUACUAUGAAAUUUUUCCCGGAAGCAAAACUACGCAUUUUAAUAGAAUUAAGAGUUUGUCUGGAUUAAGUUACAACCAAAUGAUAUUUUUUGACGAUGAAGAGCGGAAUAUAAGAGAUAUUAAGAAAAUAGGAGUAGUCUCGAUAUUAGUUAAAAAUGGAGUCAACAAAGCUUUAAUAGAAGCAGGAAAGAAACAAUUUUCAAAUGGAAACAAAUAG
Molecule: messenger RNA, 522 nt
Organism: Phyllotreta striolata
Lineage: Eukaryota; Metazoa; Arthropoda; Insecta; Coleoptera; Chrysomelidae
Source: the annotation of a GenBank genome assembly